Solanum lycopersicum (tomato) is the source of this 1152-nucleotide messenger RNA. RefSeq names its product protein yippee-like At3g08990. Lineage: Eukaryota; Viridiplantae; Streptophyta; Magnoliopsida; Solanales; Solanaceae. The record is from RefSeq and is a predicted model, not a curated record.
GAGAAAAUAGUUUUGAAGGGUUAAAAAAAUUAUAAUUUAGUAAAAGGGAAAAAUAAAAUAAAAUCUAUCCCUGAUAAACGGUUAUAAAAAAUCAGAGCGAUUUCAAAACAGAGCUUUUCUCAAGAAUGAAGAAUGAAUAUAAAUUCAGUUUUGGGGAUUUCUCUUCUGCUAUAAUUUUCUUUUUCUUGAAUUCUCAUUGAUCAUCAACUCUUUUCUCCCUAGUUAAAAGGUUAGAAAAUUUUCAGAGAGAUUUGAAAACAGAGCUCAAGAAGCCAUUUCAAAACAGAGCUCUUCUCAACUAGUAUUCAAGAAUUGAUAUAAUUUCAGUUUUGAGCAAUUCUCCUUUUCACCCAUUUUUCUUUUUCUUGGAUUCUCAUUGAUCACCAACUCCAUCUUUGGUCAAACAUGGCUAUUAGGAUGGGACAGAAUUUGCCUCAAUCCAAUCAUGUCCCUUCUGAUACUUACUUCUACUGUUGUGGUUGCGGAGCUCAUGUCGUAAUCAUCUCUUACAUUCCGGCUACACGGGUUAUUUCUCAAAUGUAUCUAUGCAGGUUUGGGGUUAUAGAAGCAGUGAACGAGCCACAACAUAGAGUAAUACAUGGCAUGAACUUGACCGUAGCCGAGAGUUUCUGUUUCCAAUGUAGAAACCUGCUAGGGUGGAAAAUUCUUGCCGUCCUCCAACCGUCUACUGUUUAUAGAGUAGGAGGAUCCAUCUUGAGGAUGAACGCGGUUGUUAGCUGGAACAAUGAAACAUUGUUUGAUUUUCUCUAUGGAGGCAAUAAUGAACAGGCUCCUAAUGAUCAAGACGGAGGUGCAGUAGAAGAACAAGUUGGAAACGCUAAUGAACAAAAUGCUGAUCUGGGUGGAAAUGGAGGCGUUAAUGAACAAGUUCCUAAUGAAGCUGUAGAUAUCAUUGAGGGACUGGGCAAUAUUGAUCUAAAUGCAAACAUUUGAAUCUCAACUAUUGAUGAAAAUGCAGAUAUCCAUAGCCCACUCAUGCUGCACCUUAUUACAAUAGAGUUCAUAUUGUACGAGUAUUAAUUCAUUCAUAACUGUGUGAUUUCUGUUUUUGGUUUUUCGAUUUUCAUUACAUAUUGAUUUUGGAGAAAAGCAACUGACAUUUGACAUGCUUGAGCUCGAGUUUCCCUUCUC